GUCAUCUUUUGCAAAUUCUGAUACUGCACAUUGCUGUAAAUUAUUGAGUGACUUUGCUGAAGACAACUUAUUGGAACGUUGCAAAAUGGCAAAUGUGGAGCGCAAAGGCACCUUUAAGGUGGAAUAUCUGCAAAAAAUCGAAUGCGCAGUGCAACAGCGCUGGGAAACGGAACGUGUGCAUGAGACUGAUGCGCCGACGGCGCCAAAGAAGCGCCAGGCGGAGAAGUUCUUUGUCACGUUUCCGUUUCCGUAUAUGAAUGGACGCCUGCACUUGGGUCACACCUUCUCACUGUCCAAGGCAGAGUUUGCAGUGCGUUAUCAUCGCUUGAAGGGACGUCGCGUGCUCUGGCCAUUUGGCUUCCAUUGCACAGGCAUGCCCAUCAAAGCCUGCGCCGACAAAUUGGCGCGUGAACUGGAACAGUUUGGUUAUCCACCAAAGUUUCCAGAGGCAGUAGAGGAAAAGCCCGUGGAGGCGCCAACACAAUCCGAGGUGCCCAAGGACAAGUCCAAGGGCAAGAAGAGCAAGGCGGUGGCUAAAACAGGCAGCGCUAAGUACCAGUGGCAGAUUAUGCAAAGUUUGGGCCUUAAGGAUGAGGAUAUUAAGCAGUUUGCUAAUGCAGAGCAUUGGCUUAACUACUUUCCACCGCUGGCGGUGCAGGAUUUGAAGCGCAUAGGUGUGCACAUUGAUUGGCGUCGUACUUUUAUUACUACGGAUGCCAAUCCUUACUUUGAUUCCUUUGUGCGCUGGCAGUUUAAUCAUUUGAAAGAGCGUGGCAAGAUUAUGUACGGCAAGCGUUAUACUAUCUACUCGCCCAAGGAUGGACAGCCAUGCAUGGAUCACGAUCGUUCCUCAGGCGAGGGUGUGGGUCCUCAAGAGUACACACUUAUCAAGAUGAAGGUGCUGCAGGCGCCCAAGGAGCUGAGCUCCAUUAAGCAGCCUAUUUAUAUGGUGGCUGCUACACUGCGUCCGGAGACAAUGUAUGGUCAAACCAAUUGCUGGCUGCAUCCGGACAUCAAGUACAUAGCCUGGCAGACUACUAAGGAUAAUGAAGUAUGGAUUAGCACACGUCGCGCAGCACGCAACAUGGCCUAUCAAGGCUUCACCGCUGUGGAGGGCAAAGUAGAUGUGCUGGCCGAGCUUACAGGUCAACAGCUGCUGGGUUUGCCGCUGUCCGCGCCCUUGACGCCACACAAAACAAUUUAUACGCUGCCCAUGCUGAGCAUUAAGGAGGACAAGGGUACGGGUGUAGUAACGUCUGUGCCCUCGGAUUCACCCGAUGAUUAUGCUGCCUUGGUGGAUCUGCAAAAGAAGGAGGCAUUCCGUCAAAAGUAUGGCUUGAAAGAUGAAAUGGUGCUGCCCUAUGAGCCCAUGCCUAUUAUAGAUGUGCCCACGCUGGGCAAGCUGAGCGCAGUGCAUGCCUAUGAGACGCUCAAGAUUCAAUCGCAGAAUGAUAAAGAAAAGCUAGCCGAGGCUAAGGAGCUGUGCUAUUUAAAGAGUUUCUAUGAUGGCAUUAUGCUUGUAGGCGAGUUCACAGGAAAAAAGAUACAGGACAUUAAGAAGGACUUGCAAAAACGUCUGCUGGAUGCUAAUGAAGCAGCUGUUUACUAUGAACCCGAGAAGACUAUUAUGUCACGCUCUGCUGAUGAGUGCGUCGUGGCGCUUUGCAAUCAAUGGUAUCUCAACUAUGGUGAGCCUGUGUGGCAGGCGCAAGCGACAAAAAUACUGCAGGAUAUGGAAACGUUCCAUGAGGAGGCGCGUAAUAACUUUGAGGCAUGCCUCAAUUGGUUGCAUGAAUACGCCUGCUCGCGCACUUAUGGACUGGGCACCAAGCUGCCUUGGGAUGAGCAAUGGCUUAUCGAAUCGCUAUCGGAUUCGACUAUUUAUAUGGCUUUUUAUACGGUGGUGCAUCUGCUGCAAGGUGGUAGCUUCCGUGGCGAGCGUGUGGGUCCAUUUGGCAUCAAACCUGCCGACAUGACUGCUGAAAUCUGGGAUUAUAUUUUCUUCAAGGAAACACCGCUGCCCAAGAAAUCCGCCAUCAAAGCUGAAUAUUUAGCUGUGCUGCGUCGUGAAUUUGAGUACUGGUAUCCCAUGGAUCUGCGCGUUUCUGGCAAGGAUUUGAUUAACAACCAUUUGACAUUCUGUUUGUAUAAUCAUGCUGCCAUGUGGCCCAAUGAUGAAACCAAAUGGCCCAAGGGCAUGCGUGUUAAUGGUCAUUUGCUGCUCAAUUCUGCUAAAAUGUCCAAGUCUGAUGGCAAUUUCUUAACGCUGCAUGAGGCUAUUGAUAAGUUCUCUGCGGAUGGCAUGCGCUUGUGUCUGGCGGAUGCUGGCGACAGCAUUGAGGAUGCCAACUUCGUGGAGAGCACAGCCGAUGCGGGCAUUUUGCGUCUGUACACGUUCAUUGAGUGGGUUAAGGAAAUGCUGGAGAACAAGAGCAGCCUGCGCAACGAUGCUAAGCGCAGCUUUAACGAUCAGGUGUUCCUUAGCGAGCUGAAUUUGAAGACACAGCAAACGGAUGACAACUAUCGUCGCAUGUUGUUCAAGGAGGCGCUGCGCAGCGGCUUCUAUGAGCUGCAGCUGGCUAGGGACAAGUAUCGCGAGCUGUGCGGCGCUCAGGGCAUGCAUGUGGAGCUGGUCAUGGAGUUUAUUAGACGUCAAGCGCUGCUAGUGGCGCCUAUAUGUCCGCACAUGGCGGAGCAUGUGUGGGGCUUGCUGGGCAACAAGCAGUCGGUGGUGCAUGCCAGCUGGCCCGAGGUGGGCAACAUCAAUGAGCUGGAUAUUAUGUGCUCCGAAUAUUUAAUGGAGGCAGCGCACAAUUUCCGUCUUAAUCUAAAGAAUUUGCUGCAAGUGCGCGGCAAGGGCGGCAAGGAAAAGGCGCUGGAUGCGUUGACUGCCAAACCGAAUCGAGCUUUAAUAUGGGUGGCCAAAACUUAUCCACCCUGGCAAUGCUGCGUGCUGGACACCAUGCGUAGCAUGUAUAAUGAGCAAACCAAAACGCUGCCGGAUAACAAAGUUAUUGCAGCCACGCUGCAGCAAAAGGCAGAGCUAAAGAAAUUUAUGAAACGCGUUAUGCCAUUUGCUCAAAUGAUACGCGAGAAGGUGGAGCAGGGCAAGGGCGUGGCUGCCAUGGCAGUUACGCUAGAGUUUGAUGAGGGACAAGUGCUGCUCAGCAACAUAGAGUAUCUAAAGAAUACGCUGGAUCUGGACACACUUGAAAUCAAAUACACUGACGAUGCCUCAGCGCCUGAAAAGACACGCGAGGAAGUGCGUCCUGGCGCGCCUUUCAUUAGCUUUAGCAUUGCGCCGCAUGUAAGCGUGGAGUUCAUCAAUCCCACAGAGCGCUCUUCGCUUUUCCAAAUCAACACCAUCAUCUCCGAAGGCGACACUGUUGAAUCUUUGCGUGAAAAGCUUGCCAAGAUUAUUGGCUUGAAAUCAGAGGCUGCUACAUUGAAACUCUGGCGCUAUGAGGAUCCGCUGCUGGGACCACGCAAGCUGCCAGCUUUCCAGGAUUACAAAACAGGCAAAAUGCUAUUGGAUGCAGGCAACUUUGUGCUCGAUGUGGAGGCCAAGCGCGUUAGCGUUAAUCAAGCUGGCAAAGUUAGCGAAGUGGGACGCAAUCUGGUUUAUGUUGUAGAGUAAUGAAACAACAUCACUUAAUAAUUUAUGCCUUAACUAAAUGGAAUAAUUGUACAACAAUUGUUGAUGAAGAAAAAUGUAAAAGAUUAAAGAAAUGUUCAAGCAACAGCUUGCACAACAAUUUGUCACAAUAUUUAAUAUUUA
Drosophila busckii is the source of this 3778-nucleotide messenger RNA. It is a transcript of the gene LeuRS, whose product is annotated as leucine--tRNA ligase, cytoplasmic. The transcript has 7 exons. Bases 86 to 3637 code for a protein of 1183 amino acids. Gene Ontology annotation, molecular function: aminoacyl-tRNA deacylase activity; ATP binding; leucine-tRNA ligase activity. NCBI's taxonomy places the organism in Eukaryota, Metazoa, Arthropoda, Insecta, Diptera, Drosophilidae. Gene Ontology annotation, biological process: leucyl-tRNA aminoacylation. The record is from RefSeq and is a predicted model, not a curated record.